Agrilus planipennis (emerald ash borer) is the source of this 2059-nucleotide messenger RNA. Its product is annotated as facilitated trehalose transporter Tret1-2 homolog. Gene Ontology annotation, molecular function: transmembrane transporter activity. The transcript has 2 exons. Bases 110 to 1483 code for a protein of 457 amino acids. Gene Ontology annotation, cellular component: membrane. Gene Ontology annotation, biological process: transmembrane transport. The record is from RefSeq and is a predicted model, not a curated record. NCBI's taxonomy places the organism in Eukaryota, Metazoa, Arthropoda, Insecta, Coleoptera, Buprestidae.
AGACGAGUGAUGGCUACGUAUGAAGCAGUAUAGAAAUUAUUAUUAAAUUGUUAAUUGAAAUAAAUUAUUGUGUAAGGCAUACGCAUCAGUUACUUAUAAUUACACGAAAAUGAUCGACGACAAUACCAGCAGAAGUUUUAUUUCUAAAUGGCCUCAACUAAUAGCAGUAAUAACAGGAACAAUCGGUACCAUAAGCGAUGGCAUGCAGUAUGGCUGGACAGCGCCUAAUAUUCCGAAGCUACAUUUAGACGACAGUCCCAUUAAGAUAGAAAAGCACGACGAAGAAUGGAUAGAAAAUAUCUACAUGAUAGGAAAUAUCGCAGGUCUUCUAUUUACAAUAAUUUAUAUGAAGUUCUUGGGUAGAAAAAUAAUUGUAAUAUUGGCCGCCAUAAAACACGUAAUAGCAUGGAUAUUAAUAGCAACAGCAACCAGAAUAGAAGUUCUUUAUUGUGCACGGUUCCUUGCCGGUGCUGCUGGUAAUAUAGCUUUUGUUUCCCUGCCAAUGUACAUCGCAGAAGUAGCAGAUGAAAGUAUUCGAGGAUUUUUGGGAACUUUUGUUUACACCAGCAUGAUUCUUGGUGUGCUGGUGAUUUACAGCGUCGCACCAUUUACGUCAAUAGCAGUUUCUUCGAGUGUAGGAGCAGCGUGUGUUACGCUUCAAAUAAUCACCUUCAGUUUUAUGCCUGAAUCACCAUAUUAUCAUAUCAUCAAAGGAAAUCAGGAAGCUGCUUUAAAAUCUCUUCAAACCUUCCGAAGAAGGGAAGAUGUUUAUGACGAACUUAAAGACAUUACGAGCGCCGUUGAAAGACAAGAAUCGGAAAAAGGGAGGAUCAUUGACAUAUUUAUUGUCAGGAGUAACCUUAAAGCAUUUAUUAUAGCGAUCACACUCAAUUUUGCACAGCAUUUCAGUGGUAUAAGCGUUUUAUUAAUGAAUGUUCACACAAUUUUAGCGGAUGCUGAGUCAGUUAUUUCUGCAGAGACCGGUCCAAUCAUCAUAGCUGCGACCAUGCUUAUUGCUUGCAUAGCAUCUUCAUUUAUUAUAGACAAAUUUGGUAGAAAAAAGCUUCUUGUUAGCUCCAGUAUUUUGACAGGAUUAGCUCUUACUGUACUGGCGACUUAUUUUUAUAUUAAAAAUUCUGAUUAUGAUAUUUCUAAUCUUAGUUGGAUCCCUGUUGUGUCCGUAACCAUGUAUUCAUUGUUUUUCAAAUUUGGUCUUGGAAUGGUUCCAAUUGUAUUUUUAGGAGAAUUGUUUCCCACUAGCGUUAAAGGAAUGGCAAUGAGCAUUGUUGAUAUAUCGUAUGGUAUGUGUGCAAUUCUAUCAGUUUAUGUGUACAUCCAUCUCAGUUCUUUGUACGGAAUACACGUUCCGUUCUUCAUUUUCGCAGGAUUGUGUAUAUUUGCAGCGUUGUUCUCACAAUUUUGCAUACCCGAAACCAAAGGUAAAACGUUAGAGGAAAUACAAAUGAUAUUAAAGGGCAUGUGAUCUCUAACACGUUACAACGAUUUGAAUAUAAUAAAUAAUCGGUUCUAUGCAAAAUUUAUCAUACUUACAAAGCUUAGUUACAAAUACAUAAUACAAGACUAUUACUGGUUGUAAAUUUGUAAUUAAGAGUUGUAAAACAAGUAGGAUUUAACCAAUGAAGGUUUGACUGAAUGAUUAGGAUAUUGAACCUUUUUCUCACAAAAGGGUUUCGGAACGGCUAGCACAAUCAUAACUUGUAGGUGUAACUUCCAAUUUUAUGUAUAACAAAAGCAAUUGUAAAAAUCAACGUUUGAUACAAUUAUCUUGUUUAUUUAUGAUUAGUUUGGUAACAACAGAACAAAAACAAAAAAUUAUAAUAUUUGUUUUAAUUGUUAAUCUUCCAAUCUACAUUAAAAUAAUUACAAUCAUUCUUUGAACGUAAACUGUAAUUUAUUAUUAAACUAUUUAAUUUUGUAAAAAUGCUACGGUAAAUACAAUACAUACGUAUCUGUUUUAACAUAAUUACCUAUUUGAUCCUAUUUAGAAUUAGUUAUACUUCAUGUGAUUGUAACUUUAAAUUAUUUAUUUUGAGAUAUU